CACAGUUCCCCUGAACAAUAGCGGAUAACCAAACCGGACACAGCCCCGAGAUGAAAAUAUUCGCUUUGACCCUUCUGAGCCUGCUGGCUUUGAGCCAGGCACGCAUGGACUACAAGCUGCAGUGCGCCCGCAGUGAGAUCAGCAUCCGCUGGCCCAGCUACUACAGCAACUCGGAGUACUAUGUGUGCCAGACCGUCAACGGAAGCCAGCUGACGGUCCACUGUCCCGCCGGCGAGGUCUUCACCUUCGUCCUGCAGCAGUGCAUGUCCCCCUCCCACUACAUCCCGGCCCCGCCCAUGGAUGCCCUGCCAACCGCUGCUCCCAUUACCGUGAUGGCUCUCGAGGAUUCGCCACCAGUGAUCUCCGAACACUCUCAGCAGGAGCACGAGACCCCGGAGCACCACGAGCACCACGAACACCAGGAGCACCAGGAAGACCACCAUGAGCACCACGAGGAGGAGGUUGAGGCCCACCCCAUUCCACCCACCCCUGCUCCUGAGCCACCAACCCCACCCACCGUCGCCGUAGCGCCAGUGCCCCAAAAGUCGAAGAAGCCCUCGGUCCCUGUGCCCGCCAAGAAGCCCACCGUGCCAUCCAAGGCCGCCAUGGCCAAGAAGCCCACUGCUUCCCCGAAGAAGCCAGCUGCUCCCACUCCCGCCAAGGCCGCCAAGAAGCCAACGCCACCCAGCAAGGCCCAGAAGAAGCCAGCCUCCGCCUAAAGCCAAUCCAAUCCCGACCAGAAUCGCCAGUUCAAUGUCCAUUUUUCAGCAAGCGGAAUUUCAUUCACUACUCUAAAUAGCAACCUAAAGUAAAUAAAUAUCUAGCUGGCAA
Messenger RNA from Drosophila biarmipes, 831 nucleotides. RefSeq lists its product as uncharacterized. Lineage: Eukaryota; Metazoa; Arthropoda; Insecta; Diptera; Drosophilidae. Gene Ontology annotation, molecular function: chitin binding. The transcript is spliced from 2 exons. Bases 51 to 719 code for a protein of 222 amino acids. The record is from RefSeq and is a predicted model, not a curated record.